Chionomys nivalis (European snow vole) is the source of this 1506-nucleotide messenger RNA. Its product is annotated as cytochrome P450 2J4-like. Gene Ontology annotation, biological process: xenobiotic metabolic process. Gene Ontology annotation, cellular component: intracellular membrane-bounded organelle; cytoplasm. NCBI's taxonomy places the organism in Eukaryota, Metazoa, Chordata, Mammalia, Rodentia, Cricetidae. Gene Ontology annotation, molecular function: heme binding; oxidoreductase activity, acting on paired donors, with incorporation or reduction of molecular oxygen, reduced flavin or flavoprotein as one donor, and incorporation of one atom of oxygen; iron ion binding. The transcript is spliced from 9 exons. Bases 1 to 1506 code for a protein of 501 amino acids. The record is from RefSeq and is a predicted model, not a curated record.
AUGCUCUCAGCCAUGGGCUCCCAUGUGGCCAGCCUCUGGGCAUGGCUCCAUCUCUGGACUCUGCUGCUGGCUGCUGUUACCUUCUUGUUCCUGGCUGACUACCUCAAAAACCAACGCCCCAAGAACUUUCCUCCUGGACCACGACGUCUGCCCUUUGUGGGCAACAUAUUCCAGUUGGACAUGGGGAAAACACACAUAGCAAUCCAGCAGUUUGUGAAGAAAUAUGGGAACAUUCUUAGCCUGGAUCUUGGUAAUGUAACUUCAGUGGUCGUAACUGGACUCCCCUUAAUCAAAAAAGUCUUUACUCACAUGGAACAAGACAUUUUGAAACGCCCUGUCACUCCUAUCCAAGAACGUAUCUCUAAGAACAAUGGAGUGCUCUUCUCCAGUGGCCAGACAUGGAAGGAGCAAAGAAGGUUCGCUCUGAUGACCCUGAGGAAUUUUGGGUUGGGAAAGAAGAGCUUAGAGCAGCGCAUACAGGAGGAGGCCAGCCAUCUUGUGGAGGUUAUAAAAGAGAAGGAAGGACAGCCUUUCAACCCUCACUUCAGUAUCAACAAUGCAGUUUCUAAUAUCAUUUGCUCCAUCACCUUCGGGGAGCGCUUUGAGUACCAAGAUAGUCGGUUUCAGGAGAUGCUGAGGCUACUGGAUGAGGCCAUGUGCUUGGAGGCAUCAAUGAUGUGCCAGAUCUACAAUAUUUUCCCAUGGAUAAUGAAAUAUCUUCCUGGAUCUCACCAAACAGUUUUCAGAAACUGGGAAAAACUGAAAUUGUUUGUUUCUUCUAUGAUUGACAAUCACAGGAAAGAUUGGGAUCCUGAUGAUCCAAGAGAUUUCAUUGAUGCUUUCCUCACAGAAAUGACAAAGUACCCAGAGAAGACUACAAGUUUCAAUGAAGAAAAUCUUAUCUGGACAACUCUGGACCUCUUCCUUGCUGGAACAGAGACAACAUCCACAACCCUGCGCUGGGCUCUGCUCUACAUGGCUCUCUACCCAGAUGUCCAAGAAAAAGUACAGUCUGAGAUUGACAGGGUGAUUGGCCAGAUGAGACAAGUAAGCCUGGCCGACCGAGAGUCCAUGCCCUACACCAAUGCUGUCAUCCAUGAGGCACAGAGAAUGGGAAACAUUGUCCCCUUCAAUGUUCCCAGGGAAGUGUCGAAGGACACCAGUUUGAAUGGAUUCCACUUGCCAAAGGGCACCAUACUAAUAACCAACCUGACUGCACUACACAGUGACCCCAAAGAGUGGGCCACCCCGGAAUCCUUCAAUCCAGAGCACUUUUUGGAGAAUGGACAGUUUAAGAAGAGAGAAUCCUUUCUGCCUUUCUCAAUGGGAAAGCGAGCUUGCCUGGGAGAACAAUUGGCCAGGUCUGAGCUGUUCAUUUUCUUCACUACUCUUUUGCAAAACUUUACCUUCAAGCCCCCAAUCAAUGAGAAGCUGAGCUUGAAGUUCAGAAAUGGCCUCACACUCACUCCAGUCAGUCACCGCCUCUGUGCUGUCCCCAGAUUGUGA